Molecule: messenger RNA, 2020 nt
Organism: Nematolebias whitei (Rio pearlfish)
Lineage: Eukaryota; Metazoa; Chordata; Actinopteri; Cyprinodontiformes; Rivulidae
Product: coiled-coil domain-containing protein 22
Biological process (GO): positive regulation of ubiquitin-dependent protein catabolic process
Molecular function (GO): cullin family protein binding
Source: RefSeq, a predicted model, not a curated record
CUGAUUACUUCCACCCUGUCUGAUCAUAAAGAUCAUCAGCUGCUGUUGAUCGAGGAGGUUCGGUGACAGUAAUGAGAAAAUGCACGAGCGUCUGUGAUUUUACGGAGGUACUAUUCGUGUUCGGAGGUUUUUAACGAGAGUUUAAAAAAAGAGUUUGGCAGUUGACGUGAGGAGGACAUGAAGGAGCUAGCUUGUUGCUAACAGAAGAUGGAAGCUAAAAGCUGUUAGCUCAUGGUAAUAAACCGCCGGAGAGUGUUGGGUCGGAACUUCAGCGAUGGAAGAAGUUGAUAAGAUCCUGAUUCACGCGCUCAGACAUGUCGGCACGGAGCUGGGGGUGGAGGUCGACAGCCUGAAGCAGUUCAGCAGCGACCUGAUCGUGGAGGCGGUGGUCCGAUGUGUCCGGGUCAUCGAGCCGGGCCUGGGGGGCGCCCUGCCCGCCUCACUGCCCCCCGGCAUGUCCGCCCGCUUCCGGGUGGGCAUGAGCCUGGCUCAGGCCUGUCAGGACGUCGGCUACAAAGGAGAGAUCGGCUACCAGACGUUCCUGUACAGCAACGAGCUGGAGAUCCGCUCGCUGCUCAUGUUCUUGGUGGAGAAGCUUCCCAGAGAGAGCGCCGAGGCUUCGGACCAGUCCACAGGAAAAUCAGCCGUCCUCCAGAGAGCCGUCGCCGCCGCCAUCAGAGCCCAGCUGGCUGCUGCCUGGGUGCCUCCGAGCUGCAGGCUGCCCCUCCACUGUGAAACUCAGAGUCAGGGAGCGCUGCACAGCUUCCACGUCCAGCCGCUCACCUUCCCUCACUGCACCGAAGCUUCAGACCUGCAGCGCCUCAAAGACGUGAAGGACUACCACCGAGACGUCCUUCCUCCCGUCACCGCACAGACGUCCAGUCGAGCCUCCACGGCGGCGUCCAUCUUGGAGCGACACACGGCGGAACUGAGCGGCGCUCAGGAGUGGGACAGCGAGUGGAAGAGUCAGGGACUUCUGUCCCGCCUCACACCGCAGGAGUACCGCUCCAGGAAGCUGACCCGACUGCGCAAACGCAUCGAGGAGCAGCUACGUUCGGCUGCUGCUCCCUCUUCUGAACGCGCCUUCAGCUUUUCUCGCUCCACCCCUGAGCUGUCGGAGCUGCUUCAGACCUUCAGAGGCUCCGCCCCCUUCGACCGCGUCCUGACCAAGGGAACCCAUUUCACCCACACUCGGAAGUUCACCUUCACGCAGGAGGAGGCGGCGGUAACCAGCCCCGUCCUUACCGGGCGCCAGUCUGAGGGCGACAUUCAGCUCCGUCAGCAGGAGGAGCUCGCCUCCCUCCAGGAGCAGUUCCAGCAGCUCUGCAGUGACGUCGACCAGCUGGCAGCAGACAUGAAACAUGUGAACGUCACAAACGCUCAGGUGUUGGACGAGCUGAAGCAGAGGCAGCUGGGAAACGCCGAGGAGGAGGAGAAGUUGCAGGUGAAGAAGAAAACCGUAGACCUGCUGCCCGACGCGGAGAACAACCUGCUGAAGCUUCAGGCUCUGGUGGAGGGCGGAGCCAAGCGGGUGGUGAACCUGGCGUCCCAGUGGGAGAAACGCCGAGCGCCGCUCAUCGACGAGUAUCGCAGGCUUAAAGAGAUCUGCAGCAACAAAGACCUGGAGUCGAACAGGAAGCUCUCCGAGAUCAAGUCUCUGCACGAAAAAAUCUGCGUUUCCACAGAGGAGGCGAAGAAGAAGGAGGAAAUGUACAAACAGCUGGUGACAGAGUUGGAAAGUCUUCCGAAAGAUGUGUCUCGGUCGGCGUACACUCAGAGGAUCCUGGAGAUCGUCGGCAACAUCAAGAAACAGAAAGAGGAGAUCACAAAAAACUGUAAUCAGCUGAUCCGAACCAUCGAGGACACGGGAACGAUCCUCAGAGAGAUCCGAGACCUGGAGGAGCAGAUCGAGACAGAAAACGGGAACAAAACCGUGUCGAACCUGGAGAGGAUCCUGGACGACUACCGGGCGAUCCGACAGGAGAACUCUGCUCUCGCUGCUAAAGUCCGAGAAGGCUGA